This is a messenger RNA of Epinephelus moara (kelp grouper), 5696 nucleotides long. RefSeq names its product DnaJ (Hsp40) homolog, subfamily C, member 5 gamma a (gene dnajc5ga). NCBI's taxonomy places the organism in Eukaryota, Metazoa, Chordata, Actinopteri, Perciformes, Serranidae. The transcript is spliced from 7 exons. The record is from RefSeq and is a predicted model, not a curated record. The coding region runs from base 174 to 842 and encodes 222 amino acids.
AGGACCAUACACGAAGGGGCGACCCGGCGGCUACAGCAGCGGGCUAUCACUCCUCUACCACCGGACUGAUAUGAGCCUUUAGUUGGGAGUUAAGACUAUAAACCGGAUGCCUCUAUGAUCCAGCUAACCUUACAGCGAGAUUCACAGUGUUCAGUUUGCACAAGAGGUAAGCCAUGGCUGAACCGAACCCCUCCCGCCCCCAAAGGAAGAUGUCCACUGCUGGGGAGAGUGUGUACAAGGUGCUAGGGCUGGAGAAAGGAGCGACAGCUGAGGACAUUAAGAAAGCAUACAGGAAACUAGCGUUGAAGUACCACCCAGAUAAGAACCCAGACAACCCGGAGGCAGCGGAGAAGUUUAAGGAGAUUAACAACGCCAACUCUAUUUUAAAUGAUGAGACCAAGAGGAAGAUCUAUGACGAGUAUGGCUCCAUGGGCCUUUACGUGUCGGAACAGUUCGGAGAGGAGAGCGUCAAAUAUUACUUCCUCAUGUCCAAGUGGUGGUUUAAGGGUCUGGUCCUGUGCUGCACGAUGUUCACCUGCUGCUGCUGUUGCUGCUGCUGUUGUUUCUGCUGCGGGAAGUGUAAACCACCCGACGAUGACGAAAACUACCAGUAUGUCGACCCCGAAGACCUGGAGGCCCAAAUCAAAGCGGAGCAGGAUGGAGGUUACACAGUAAUCAUAGGCCAGCCCAAAUCUGAUCUGGGUCCAGAAAACCCAGAAGGCCAGAGUCAGCCCAUCCCCCUGCCAAUGCCCAUGCCUCCACCUCCUGAGCCCCACUCGCCGACAGCGGGCAGUCCAGCGGGGGAAGAAAACCCCGGAGAGACCCUGCCAGAGUCGAAAUGACUCGAAAGUGACGGUGCGGGUGAGCCUCAACCAGCGGAAGCAGGUAGCCUUUCGAGCCCCUACUAUGAUCCAGCCACAUUCGACUGCUGCCAGAGAUCAACCAGCCCAAAGCCACCAGCCGGCCCAGGCCCACACCUCGACCCUGAACCCUCAGCCCACCUGAUCUACCCCCUGGACAACACCUGUGAGGUGGGAACUUAAAGGCUCCUGGCCCCCUCCAUUGAACCCAAGUUAUAGAGGAGUGUUUGUGCAAAUUAAACCACUCGCUGGGCUCUAAUAGUGCUGAGACCUUCACUGAAAAAUUCGAGUCCUCUUUCUCCUUCCAGCUUGCCACAUACUUUAGCCUAGCCUGGGCUCGAUGUGAUCUUGCCAUGGAUUCAGUCAUCCAUGGCUUGGCAACGUGCCUGGACUCCUCACCAAUCUGUUCUUGUCAUCCCAUUACAACCUGUAAGGAUGUGACACUGGGCUAGAAGAUGGCAAAAACACGGGGAUUUAAGGGCAAAAACAUCAUGGAAGAGUGAUCCUCUAUCUAUCUAUCUAUCUAUCCGCUGUCCAGACCAAGACUGGAAUUAUCUCUGUCCCAACCUCUGCUCAUGUCUCCCUCCAUUCUGGACUCCAUUUGCAACCAACAGGAGCACUUUUUUUUAACAUUUCUCCCCCUUUAACUUCCUUUGGAGUUGUCCUCCAAAACGAACAGUGUUUUUUUUUUUUUGGUAAAAGAACUCUAGUAUGAAAUUGGAUGACAUGUACACAUCAUCAUUACCCAGCAGCAGGACGGUGUGUGUGUGGAGGACCUUAUUGUUUCCUCUUCCUUCAGUCGCAUUCAGCUCCAUGUUGCAUUGACACCCUCUGUUGAUCAUCCUUUCAAACAAGCUCUUCACGCCAAGUGCAGUGGUUAAAAAAUAUUCCUCUGUCAAAGACUGCAGGACUAAUAGUUGCUUUUCUCAUGAUGGCACGGAUGUGACGAGGGGGAACUGAAGAGACGUGAUGCUGCAGAAGUGACUGCGUGACUGAAAGAUUAUGUCUUUGUUGUUAAAUGUCUGAGCCAAAACCUGGAGCUGAAAAUUUAGAGCAUGGAUCAGGAGUAGACUCGAGGCUUUCCUCCCCAAAGUGCAUGCAUUUUUUUUUCCAGAUGCAUGCCCCUGCCCCCACUGUACAGCACUGGAAUACAGCCCACAGCCCAGACCACAAAACAUGGAAGAACUGCCUGUUCUUAUACCUGACAGACGUGCAAACUCUGGUUACACACACCCACUAUACACUUGUACCAGUCUGUAUGUCAUCGUGUGCCACCCUUGGCUAAACAAUACAACCCCCAGUGUAAUCUAUUGACUAAAAUGGACAACAACAGAUGCCAUACCAUGGGAAAGAACCACAGCAUUUAAGUUUUAAAAUCAUUUUUAUUUAAUUUUGUGUCGCCAGAUCGCUGCGCUUCAUCUUGUGUUGCAGUCAGACUACUUGGUAGACCAAAGCCAACAGCUCCAUGUAGCCAGCCAACCCAUGAUAAAACUCUGGUUUCUGAAAAUGCUGUCUGCUCCUUAAACCACAGCUCAGUUUGUCAAACUUGUAUAUGCAUUUGGGUCUAUGCACCAUGUGAAAGCGGGUCCGUUGCCAUUUCAAAUGGUUACCUUUUUCUUCUCCUUCUUCUUCUUCUUUAAACCACAGUUCAGGGUGUACGUCUUUUAUUUUACCUCUUAACUUCCAGAAGAAAAAGUUACUUGAUUAUCAAUAAACUCAGGUCCAGAUUCACUAAGACUGCAUCGCAAGGGCAAUCGUCCGAUUUCAUUGCACCUGUUACUUGAGUGCAUUUUCAGCUUUCAUUUAAGUCACAUCAUGUUCUGUAGAUUCAUUUGUGUCCCUUGGAAAAAGAGCACUGAGCGAACAAUCAGCCCUCCUGUACUGCAAAUUUCCGGCACUCUUAUUUUAGUCGAAGGACUAAUCCAUUAAGUCGUGCAUCUCUGCACCAUAAACCUCCAUUUCUGUCUUGAGUUUCCAGGAUAUAAAACCUUUUCCCCACUGCUUCCUGAUUUGAUAAGAGACAGUAAUGUGCCUUGAACAAUAAUUGGAGCAGUGACCGAACAGACAACUCUUACUGCAGCAUUUUUCAAGGGAGUAUUUCAAAGCUGUGUGUGACUUGUUCAGCACGGCAUCGCUUGUAAAUAUAUAAUGGGAAAACAUGAUCAGAUAUACAUACAGGUACAUGAUUCUUCAGUGAUUAGCAUGCUAAUUUUGGUCAUUUAUUAUUGCUCUACCUGUGCAAACCUUUAGUGAAUCUGGAUCACUGUUGCAGGUUUUUUGAGAUGAUCCUGACUUUAGCAAAAUGAUUUAUACACUUGGACACGUUCACUCACUUUCACUUUCAUUUGACUUUUUCCCUUUGGAUUUUGGUCUAGUUAGAAAGGAGCAUCCAACUGUCAAUCACAGCUACUUUCUUCCAGAGCAGUGUUGUCUGCAUGUUCAGCGUUAGCGCUUCAGCUAAGUCAUUUUCUUAAUUUGUCGCUUUGUCUAUAUAAUGUCCAAAAACUGUGACUAAUGGCCAUCACAGGUUCCCACAGCCCCAAAAUGAUGCCAUUAAAUGUGAGUUUAUGUCCAACAAAUGCUCAAAAUGCAAAAAAAUGUAGUUCAGUAUCAUGUAAGACGGAGAAAAGCAGCAAAUCGGCACACUGUAGAAGCUGGAAUCAGAGACUGUUUUGGCAUUUUUUACUUUAUAAGUGACUCAAAUGAUUAAUCGAUUAUCAGAAUUGUUGCUGAUUGAUUUUCUGUCCAUUGAUUAAUCAACCUAUUGUCCCAGCUCAAGUCAGCUUUUACGCAGCGACACAAGAGGAGCCUUGUUGAGUUAUUGCCACACUUUAUGACAGCUGUUAUCAGAAUUUAAGUUGGUUUGGUAUUGAAUUAUAUGGCGACUGGUCUGCAUAUACUGUAGGGCCGUUCAGAGAGGUGACAGGCCGCGUUAAGAGUCGUCUUAACCCAAAGCCAUGUCAGUCCCCUCAGUAUUAAUAAAAUCUAAUUAGGUAACGAGUUUACUGUUCACCUUGCCAACAGUCAGUAUCAUGAGAAUGGUAUUGAGUAAUGUUUACUCGAGUAAGUACAUAGUGUAAGUGCAGCUAUCAUGUCACAGUUUAAUGUUUAAUCGCCUCCCACACACAUACAUGCUUUGAUUGAUCACUUUACUUCUAGAACAUGAGGGUUAUUAACUUUUUAACAUAAUUUUGGCGAGCGUUUGUGCCAGGAAAUAAUGUCAGCCAGUUUAACACUAAGGUAGAGCCAAUUUCAUCCAACCUUUCGUGUUACUUAUCAGUGUUGUGCGGUCAGAGGUCACAAGAGUUUAUGGGUUUUCUGAAAUGAAGGAAUGGACACUAAAACAUUCUUACGUCUAAACACUACAGUUAAAGACAGUUGAGCCAAAUCUUUCUAUCAGUGGGUGUUUUUUAAACGAAUAGUCCGACAUUUUAGGAAAUAUACUUCAUUUAUUUCCUUUGACGGAGUUAGUGCUCUUAUGCUCUUCAAUUGUGAGGGUUAAGCAUGGGCUAGCUGUUUCCUCCCUUUCUAGUCUUCGUGCUAAGCUAAGCUAAGCUAAGCAUCUAAUGGCUGUAGCUUCCUGUUUACUGUGCAGACAUGAGAGUGGCAUCAAUCUCAAGAGUACGUUCCCUAAAAUGUUGGGUUAUUCCUUUAAAUCAGAAUUAUUUGAAAAUAACAAAACUUCCAAAAAAAAGAUCGAUAAAACAAGGUUUUCUCCAACAAACAUUUUGUUGCCAUGCCAUGUUAGGUCUCUAUUAACAACAUUCAAACCUUUUCAAGAUUGUUUACUUCUGUCAUAUGUGUGUUAAUAGGUUGAUGUGCUGUUGAGAUUUAUUGUCUAGGGUGGAGCACUGAUGCUUGUAGGAGAAUUUUUGUACAUUUUUAAAUGAAACGUUCUCCCUUUGCAGUGACAGGUGAAAUUUAAAGGGUGUUCCUUUGUUUUUUCUCCCACUAUAAAUAAAGGCCAUAGGGUGUCUGUGUAUCAAGCUAAAGUUAAAGUGAUUUCUCAGCUGCUAAAACUCCUCGUUAUUAACAUUGCCUGGUGAACUGCAAUAAACUAAUGUAGACUGACAUGUAGGACCAGCAACCGAGCUCAUUGUUUCAUUUUGUGAUUUACAAACUGUUCUGAAACCAGCUCAGACAAGUACCUCCAUCAUUUUAUUUCGGCUUUGUCUUUGAUGGAUUAAAUAUCGGUUUGUACAUUUCAGAGGGACUGUCAGCAGACUUGAAAGUCGUCAUUUCAUCUGAAGUUCCAUCAAAAGCCAAAACCUCCCGUGUCCCGUAACAUUUCAGGAAUAUUCUUUUUGUCUUUCAGAUCUUUUCAAAACAGAAGUGUAAAAGCAAUGAGUCUGUCGCGCACUGAAAGAAGACAUACUAUUUAUUAUUUUUGUAACUGUUGUAAAUAACUCAUUAAACAGCAAAAUAACUGGCAAAAUCCUAAUUGUUAAUAGACAUCUUUUAUGAAUUAAUGUCUGUUUUAACAGUGUACAUACAUUUUUAAUUUUCUUUUUUAAUUUGUCACAGUAAUACCAUAAUUUAAAUGUAAAAUCACUGAAAGGGGGGAGGGAUUCAACAUGUUGGUUUUCAUGGGUGUUAAAUUAUGAGCUCAGGCUCUAAAAGUCAUUCGUAUGUCGACUUUAAAUACUGGCUUGAAUGCUUUGUGCUAACCUGAUAGCAUACACUGUGUUUAGUGAUACAACUCCAUGUUAAUGUAUGCCAAAAUAGUUAGCAUGGAGCUAACGUUCUCCCAAGGACAGAUGGAUGAUUUUGGAUCUGUGGUCUCAUUUCUCAAGUGACAAGUGGGACAAUCCACCAAAAUUGCUGUGUUUCUCAAAA